Colletotrichum destructivum is the source of this 1680-nucleotide messenger RNA. RefSeq lists its product as uncharacterized. Lineage: Eukaryota; Fungi; Ascomycota; Sordariomycetes; Glomerellales; Glomerellaceae. Gene Ontology annotation, biological process: positive regulation of transcription by RNA polymerase II. Bases 12 to 1334 code for a protein of 440 amino acids. Gene Ontology annotation, cellular component: nucleus. The record is from RefSeq and is a predicted model, not a curated record. The transcript has 7 exons. Gene Ontology annotation, molecular function: transcription cis-regulatory region binding; DNA-binding transcription factor activity.
GUGAGUGAGGGAUGUCUGAGCAUGGGUCACCGGACGAGACGUGGAAAAAUCCCCUGCCAUCUCUCGUGGACGCCUACGGCUCGCGGUAUGCAAGAAACAGAGCCCUUGACGAGAACGAGGACGAGAACGAAGCCCCCCGUCGAAACUCCUUUCCGGCCGUCUCGAUCGCGCGGUCAAUGAGCCAACAUGGCAUCGGGCGGCCCUUUCAAGACAGAGACAAGGCCAGACUGUUUAUGCAUUAUGUCAAUGAUCUCUCCAUGUGGGUAGACAUCUGCGACGCAAAACGGCACUUCGGGACAGAAGUGCCCAAGCGAGCUUGCCGCUCGCCUCUCCUCGCGUAUUCCAUUAUCGCACUCGCGUCUCAGAGUCUCUGUUGCAUCAAGGGAGCCGACAACUCGGAGCCAUCCACAUACUACAGCCAUGCUCUACAGAUACUCAUCCCAAUGCUGGACAGCUCCCUCGACGCCCAGAACGAAGAGGUGCUUGCGGCGAUUGUGAUACUGAGACAAUACGAAGAGAUGAACGAUACCGACUUCGGCGUCCACCUCUCUGGCAGCUCCAAGCUCCUGAACUCCAUGUUCAGCCUCGCGAGCAAGGGCGGCCUCGGCGAGGCCGCGAGCUGGAUCGUCCUGCGGCAGGACUACUGGGUCGCCCUCGUCAAGUCCCAGCCGCUGAGCAUCAACCUCGACAGCUACAGGGGGUCGAGCUCCUUUGUCCGCUCGGAACCCGAGUGCCUCGCCAACCGCGCCGUCUUCCUGUGCGCCGAGGCGUGCGCCUACGCGUUCCAGCCGACCGCCGUGAGGGACCUGGACAGGUGGAACACGCUGAACCGGGAACUGGGUAGCUGGCUCGUGUCGAACCCCUGGCACGCGGAUCCCCUCUGGGUCGAGGCGCCUCAUCGGAUCAGCGCCAACGGCUCCGCGUUUCCAACGGUCUGGAUGACGCACCCGGCGCAUGUGGUGGGAUAUCAACAUUAUAGUCUUGCUCGCAUGGUCCUCCAUAUCUUCAACCCGUAUUUAAGCAAGCCCAGUCUUGACACAUUCAAAAGAAGGAAAGAUUCAGAGGAGGCAGUGCUCGACAACUUCCGCCUCUUGCUCGGCCUCGCCAUCAGCAACCCGACAGUCGUCAACUCGGCCUUCACAGCAGCACAUGCGCUCCGGGCUUGCGGCCUCUACCUCACGGAUCCGAAGGAGCGGAAGGAGAGUCUGGAGUAUCUCGACAAGAUCCACGAGAGGACCGGGUGGCGGACGAAAGACCUUCAGGAGCAACUGGAAAGUCAGUGGUCCAAGGACACCAACAGCAGCGCGUUUGGCUUUCUCUUCGCAGAUUGUUGAGCACAAUGACACGCGAUGAGUCGAAGACGCUUUUUGCUUCCUCUACUUUUUCCAACAUGGCUUCACUCGUCCGGUCUGCCUCGCUGUGAACUGCGUACUCAGCGGCCGCCCGUUCAAGACAUUACCCUUGGCGCAUCAGUAGUGUAUGAGGCGUCGGUCAGCUUCCUGCAAGUCUGCCCAAUCAUAAAAUUGGCCUGUUGCAGGGAUCGUGACAUGGUGGCGGAGCAAGCCACACAUGUCGGCGGUAUGCUGACUGGCCACCGGUAUCACCGUCAUUCGCCAGCCUGGUGUCCUAGGUCUCGAUGAAUAUGAUAUAUUUGCUUCUCCCUUUUGAUGUCAUCAUCUA